Messenger RNA from Anthostomella pinea, 1224 nucleotides. NCBI's taxonomy places the organism in Eukaryota, Fungi, Ascomycota, Sordariomycetes, Xylariales, Xylariaceae. The record is from the annotation of a GenBank genome assembly.
AUGUCAACACGCAAAUCCGCGCGUUUGAGCGCAGCUUCAGAUCUCAAAUCGUCAUCAUCACCAGCAGCCCAAGCCAUGGCACCUCCGCCACCACCACCACCGGCACCCAGGGGCCGCAAGAGAAAAGCAGAUGCCAAAGCCACCGCGGAAGAUGGAGAAGACGCAGAUGGUAUCAUCACGGAGACAACAACGGCAGCGCCCACGACGCCCAACAAGCGUCGCGCGCCAAAGUCGCAGGGCCUUCCGCCAGCAACACCAACGCCCAGCAACGCAAGUCUCUUCGGCGAGCGGGGAUCCACAACGCCCAUCACCAAACUCAAACCCAAACCCGCGGCCGUGAGCCGGCUGGCGGACCCGAACGCGACCAACGCCACGCUGCUAUCGCCCGAAUCGUCUCAGGUCGUGACAAGCAGCCGAGCCGCAACCGCCACUUCGCCAUCCAAGCAGCCGCAGCAGCAGCAAAAGCCAUCAGCCACGACGGCCACCAUCCUCGAGGAGGCCAACAGGCACCUGAUCAGCGUCGACGACCGCAUGCGGCCGCUAGUCGAGCGGAACCACUGCCGGGUAUUCUCGCCCGAAGGGCUAGCCGAGAAGGUUGACCCGUUCGAGUCGCUGUGCUCGGGCAUCAUUUCGCAGCAGGUGUCCGGCGCGGCGGCCAAGGCGAUCAAGAAGCGGUUCGUGGCACUGUUCAACCCUCCCGCCCCGGAUCCCGACCCCGAUUCCAACGCAGCUGCCGACGACGCAGACUCUUCUGCCCAGACGAGCCACAAAUUCCCCCACCCCUCGCAGGUCGCGGCCUGCACCAUAGAGCACCUGCGCACAGCAGGCCUCUCACAGCGCAAAGCCGAGUACGUGCAAGGCCUAGCCCAGAAAUUCGUCUCCGGCGAGCUAACCACCCAACUGCUCGCUGAUGCGCCGUACGACGAGGUCGUGGAGCGCCUAACGGCGGUGCGCGGGCUGGGCCGCUGGUCCGUCGAGAUGUUCGCGUGCUUCGGCCUCAAGCGGAUGGACGUCUUCUCGCUGGGCGAUUUAGGUGUGCAGCGCGGCAUGGCGGCGUUCGAGGGCCGCGACGUCGCGAAACUGAAGAGCAAGGGCGGCGGCAAGUUCAAGUACAUGAGCGAGAGGGAGAUGCAGGAGAUCGCGGACCGGUUCAAGCCCUAUCGCAGCUUGUUCAUGUGGUAUAUGUGGAGGGUGGAGGAGACGGAUGUUAGUACGAUGGAGUAG